This is a messenger RNA of Bursaphelenchus xylophilus (pine wood nematode), 1981 nucleotides long. The record is from the annotation of a GenBank genome assembly. Lineage: Eukaryota; Metazoa; Nematoda; Chromadorea; Rhabditida; Aphelenchoididae.
AUGCAAGUUGAUGAAGAGCGCCCAGGCUCAAUUGUAAGUUACCUCCCAUGAUCGUGGAUGACUUGAAGCUGUUUAGGUGUCUCCAAAAACUCUGGAACGCAUUUCAAAAGCAGUCCAAGGGACCAGAAAUGAAGUGGACCUAAACCAUGCUGUAGAUCAAUUUGUUUACGCGGAGAAGUUCCAAGAAGAUGCUUACAAACUCAUCGAAGUCACACCAGACAUUGCUGAUCAUGUAGUUCAAGGAGGAGAGUAUGUUUUUAUUGUUUUUUGUUGAAUUUUAGAUGAGAACCUCAUGGAUAAUAUAAUUUAGCAAAAAUACCCGCGAAGUCGAUUGCUUAUUGGCGAAAGGGGUUGUUUCCUGAAUCCACAGGGCUUAUGGUAACUUUUUAAUCUGUUUUAGUUUCUACAUGAUUGGCGAUCCGUUGGAUAAUUUGACCUUCUGCACUCCGGGGAAAACAUUCCAAACGAGGGAGAUCGAGCGGUCCAACUGUAUGGUAGUCUCAGAUAUGAAAUGUCCGCCUCAAUGCACGAGUGAUACACCGUCUCAGCGAAUUUCAAAAGUUAUGGCAACCACUUACAAAUCUAUUGAUCUCAGCGAGAAAACACUGCUAAAUUCCGAAAAAUUCAAAGCUUUAGACCGCCGGGGAGUCAAUCUGUUUGAAGAUAAUCCAGUGUUUAAUCAAGAGUGAGUCGUUUUCUGUGAUAAAACUGCUUGAAUUAUUUUUUCACAUCAAGUUUUCCAUGGAUAAUAUAAUUUGGUCUAUUUUUCAGAAAAUUGUCGCUUAAACAAUUCAUUCACAGCAUUCCAUUGUCAAUUGAGCAGACCAAACAGAAACUGAAGUCAUAUCCAAUUUUUGAGCUAAACAGUAAGUUAUUUUAACAUUGUUCUUCUACGUUUAGAUCAACUUUAUCAACUGGAUGAGGAUGGUCGAAAAGAGCUUCUUUUGCAACUUUGCGACUAUGUCGACGAGUUUUCGAGGUCUGAUGUGAUGAACAAUUUCCAACGUCAGGACAUUGCUUCAGCCGAUUUUUUUAUCGAAAUUGGAAGGAGGUUCUCGUUGGAGGUGGUGGAAUCUUUGACAAGCUGGAUUUUAUUUACGUUCUUUGAGGAGAAUAAGAAAAAGAAUCCAUCUGGUAGGAUUUUUUCUUUGAUAUGGGAGAACUGAGAGCAUGGAAUUUUGUUUAAUUAAAAUUAUAUUACUUUAGGUCUAAAACAUCAAAAAUCUUCAAAAGUUCCUCAAAAUUCGCCUAAAUUGUGUGCAGUGAACGCGGUACCAAACACCUAAAGGAAUUUUAUUUUAGAUACAGCCACAUACAGCCCCAAUGAGGUUGCCUUUUCCCGAGAAAUCGCGAUUAUGGUCCUCAAGGAGAAGGCCGCGAACAGAUUUAUUCUAAUGACUGCAUUUGUGACAGAAUUGAGUGUAAGACUCCCACCAGGGGUCCGAUUCGAAGAAGAAUGCCUCAAAGGAAUUUCGUUUGUCAAAACUACUCCCGGCGGCGACAGGAAGAUCAUGUAUUUUAAUCAUGCAGACAUGCCGUUGGAUCUGGAUGAAAGGUGAGGAAAUUGGAGGUGUAAAAGGUUAUAGAAGCCCUUUAAAAAGUUGAAAUUUUUUGAAGUGAUGAUUGCAAAAGACUUGUUGAGUCUUAUUUUUGAUUUUCUCAGCUUUUUGAAUAUUUGGAUUACUGUAAUUUUUGGGGUUUUAAAAAGAUUUUUUUUAAAAACGGGGGUUUUGAGGAAAUGAUGAUUUUACAAUUUUUAAAUGUUUGAAAGUGUCCUAAAAUGAUUUUCAUGGAUUUGUCAAGUAAUAAACUAUAUUUCAGACUGUCUGUCUUGUUCUCCAUGUGCCCUCAAUGGUACGUAUCGGACGCCGAACCAUACCUCCAAGACUUCUUGGGCCCCGAUGACACUGUCCUCAAAUUGGUCUCAAAUCGAUGCAGAACCGCCCAUGUGAACGGAAAAGACGUUUUAUAUCCGCUGUAA